Molecule: messenger RNA, 955 nt
Organism: Amoebophrya sp. A25
Lineage: Eukaryota; Dinophyceae; Syndiniales; Amoebophryaceae
Source: the annotation of a GenBank genome assembly
UUAUUCUUCAUAGUGCGCACCAGUGUCUGGCUCAAACCCAGCGACUGCGUCUUCGGCAGUAGCAGGUCAGAAUGUAUCGCCAGCUGGCGCAGCAAGAGGAAUGUUGACGAGUUUCUUUGGACGGGACCGGUCACGUGUAAGAGACGAGCCAAUUGUAUCUACAAAUCAUGGAGGAAACAUCGAGUUUUCGAAAUCUGCAGUGCCUGGCAGUCCCGUAAAAAGCAGUAAGCUGGGAGUACUGACGGGCAAGUCUUCUGCGAGUGCGGCGGCCGGGACAACAGCAGGAAGUGUAUUGCAUGAAGUUUUUGGCUCUUUACCGAGGUCUUGAUGAUGAUGACUUGAACUACUUGGACACUUGUGAAUCUUUCAUGAUUUUUCUGCGGUGCGUAGCGUUUUUAGGCCCUGAUCAUCUUCAUCUGGUACUUGUACUCUUCUGAGUAACCCUCAGGUAGACGCGUUGCGGCAAUCAGCAACUGGUAGUGCGAUGUUAGGUCGGCAAAGUCAGACACUUGAAAGUAAGCGGAAUAUCGAUGAUGGGUUCUCAGGGCAGAUCGGUCCAUCGAAUUCAAUCCACGGUUUCGCAGAUGGCGGAGCGGGCGCGUCAGGCGGGAACGCAGGCGGAGGUAACGGUCUAGGUUCUAGUAAUGCAAGUAGUACCGGAGCAAGUGGUGGAGGCGGUAUACUGACAAACGGAAUUCUUCGGUCAAAAAGCGCAAACAAGCGAAAAAAGGACCAUUUGAAAGUGGACACCGGUAACGUGGCAUCGUCUGCGGGCUUAGCAUUUCAAGGUCCAGGAGGUGGAGGAGCUGUAACUGGUAACAAUUUUGCCAGCGGCAUCCCCGGUGGUAUGCACCAACCGGAUCAUCAGCAGUUUAUGCAGACAGGGAAUAUGCCUGGACACAAUUUCGGAUCAGGAGGAGGUGACGCGGCAGGAGGUCCUCCUCUCGGAGGUGGC